GAGUGCAUCUCUGUUCACGUGGGCCAGGCUGGAGUGCAGAUAGGAAAUGCGUGCUGGGAACUCUUCUGCCUGGAGCACGGCAUCCAGCCUGAUGGCACCUUCAAGGACCUGCAGGACAAACUCAGCUCUGAUGACUCUUUCACCACGUUUUUCAACGAAACAGCCACUGGGAAGCACGUGCCACGGGCUGUAAUGGUGGACUUGGAACCGACUGUGGUAGAUGAAGUACGGGCUGGCACCUUCCGGGAGCUUUUUCAUCCAGAACAGCUGAUCACUGGAAAGGAGGAUGCAGCCAAUAACUAUGCCCGUGGCCACUACACCAUUGGCAAGGAAAGCAUUGAUAUGGUGCUGGAUCGUGUCCGUAAGCUGACCGAUGCCUGCUCUGGGCUGCAAGGAUUCCUGAUCUUCCACAGCUUUGGUGGCGGUACCGGCUCUGGAUUCACCUCCCUGCUGAUGGAACGCCUCUCUGUGGAUUAUGGCAAGAAGUCCAAACUGGAGUUCGCCAUCUACCCAGCCCCUCAGGUCUCCACUGCUGUGGUGGAGCCCUACAACUCCAUCCUGACCACGCACACCACGCUGGAGCACUCGGACUGCGCCUUCAUGGUGGACAACGAGGCCAUCUACGACAUCUGCCGCCGCAACCUGGCCAUUGAGCGCCCCACCUACACCAACCUGAACCGCCUCAUCAGCCAGAUCGUGUCCUCCAUCACCGCCUCGCUGCGUUUCGACGGCGCCCUCAACGUGGACCUGACCGAGUUCCAGACCAACCUGGUGCCCUACCCUCGCAUCCACUUCCCGCUGGUGACCUACGCGCCCAUCAUCUCCUGCGACAGGGCGCACCACGAGCAGCUCUCCGUGGCCGAGAUCACCAACACCUGCUUCGAGCCCAACAACCAGAUGGUCAAGUGUGACCCCAGGCACGGCAAGUACAUGGCCUGCUGCAUGCUCUACCGCGGGGAUGUCGUCCCCAAGGACGUCAACGUGGCCAUCGCUGCCAUCAAGACCAAGAGAACCAUCCAGUUUGUCGACUGGUGUCCAACAGGGUUCAAGGUUGGGAUCAACUACCAGCCCCCUACGGUUGUUCCUGGAGGAGACCUGGCCCAGGUGCAGCGGGCAGUCUGCAUGCUGAGCAACACCACGGCCAUCGCCGAGGCCUGGGCACGGCUGGACCACAAGUUUGACCUGAUGUACGCCAAGAGAGCCUUCGUGCACUGGUACGUGGGAGAAGGCAUGGAGGAGGGAGAGUUUGCAGAGGCCAGAGAGGACUUGGCUGCCCUGGAAAAGGACUAUGAAGAAGUGGGAACUGACUCGUUCGAAGAAGAGAAUGAUGGGGAGUAA
Molecule: messenger RNA, 1338 nt
Organism: Camarhynchus parvulus
Lineage: Eukaryota; Metazoa; Chordata; Aves; Passeriformes; Thraupidae
Gene: TUBA8
Product: tubulin alpha 8
Exons: 4
Coding region: 193-1338 (381 amino acids)
Biological process (GO): mitotic cell cycle; microtubule cytoskeleton organization
Cellular component (GO): cytoplasm; microtubule
Molecular function (GO): GTP binding; structural constituent of cytoskeleton
Source: RefSeq, a predicted model, not a curated record